AGGAGUUUCCUCCGCUUCCCAGAUAAAACUCGGUGAAUUGGGCUAGCUCUCGGAUGUGUUGGCCGUUGGAGAUGUGAGGCGCCCAGUUUAAUAAUAGAUCAUCCGGCCGGUCAUAGGAAAAUCCUCCCCGCUGUCCGCCGGAGACGCUUCUGCUGGGAUCGAAUCCGUAUAUCGUGAAAACGCUCGGCUGGAAAAUGCAGAAACCGUUCGAAGAUCCACCCGUGAUCGGUGAUUGGUGUCGGGAGAAAAGGCUUGGCUCGGGAGGGUUCGGUGUGGUUACACUCUGGAGAAACAAGCUUACCCAGCAAACCGUCGCGAUAAAGAAAUUCCACAUUCUGCAAGAUAGGAGCGAAAUCACCGAUAAACACAGUGAACGAUGGCGCAACGAGGUGCAGCUGAUGACGGAGACGGUGCGUAACGACAACAUUGUCCGCACGGUUCGCGUCCAGCCAGACUCGUUCGUGCGGGAGCUGUUGCGUAGCUCCGCCAAUGGGCUCCCGGUUCUGUGCAUGGAGUACUGCGAGGGGGGCGAUCUGCGGCGUGUGCUGAAUCGCGUUCAGAAUUGCUCCGGAUUGCGGGAACAGGAAGUGCGUGAAGUGUUGCGCUCGCUGCGCAAUGCAAUCUCGUAUCUGCAUAGUCUAAAAAUAACGCACCGCGAUAUUAAGCCGGAGAACUUGGUGCUGAAACAGCAGAAUGAUCGGAUCGUGUACAAGCUUACCGACCUGGGGUACGCCAAGGCGUUGGACAAACAAAGUCUCCAGGCAAGCCUGGUCGGGACGGUGGAAUAUAUCGCACCGGAUCUGAUCUACUGUGAUCGUUACAACAACUCGGUCGAUUACUGGUCGAUGGGUGUGAUUGCAUUCGAGAUCGUGACCGGUGUGCGGCCCUUCAUUCCUCACUCACCCAUCACCAAGUGGAUGCUGCACGUGCAGCAGAAGAAGUCGGCCGACAUCGCCAUUACGGAGGACAACCGGGAUAACUACAUCUAUCAUAGUGAAAUUUUCCCCGAGAAUCACAUCUCCAAUGGGUUGCGAAAGGAGCUGGAGCGCUGGCUUAUGCUGGCUCUCGAGUGGAACCCGAAACAGCGUGGCUUUGUCCCUCACGCAGGACCUCCGAAAGCGGUGAACAUGGUCGAAGGCAAAGCGGCAGCACCAGUAGCAGCGUCCCAACCAGCACCAGUAUCGAUGGUAUUGAAGAUCUUUUCACAGCUCGAUCAACUGCUCGAGCGCAAGUUUCUUACCCUUUUCUCGCUGUACGAUUGUCGCUGGGUGAGCGUUGAGGUGACGGCAGAAACGACAAUGGCUACAGUGCGACAGGAGGUGUACCUUGCCACGGGCAUUCCGGUGGAGGAGAUUGAGUUCAUUCUUCCGCUCGAGCAGAAACGCACACGUAUCGAGGUAGACACGCGACCACUGGAUCUCUGGCUGCCGAGUGUACAAGAUGAUCGACCGAUGCUGUACGUGGUUCACGCCGGCAAUGCGGGUGCGAUCGUGCAGCGUGACUUGAAGCCACGCAUUCCGACAAGUAUUACGGAUGUGUUUCAGAACAUCAAGGUGAAACUGAAGCCGCACAUGCUGCGCCAGUUCAUUGCGAAUGCGUACUACUUCAUUGCAACUGAGCAGCGGCAGUAUGUGCUGCUGCUGGAUGGAAUCCGAAACUAUGGAUUGCUGCUGAACGACGGAAUUGCACGCCGGCGGGAAGAAAUCGUUCAGAUGAACAAGAUCGUGUACGGUAUUCUCGGAGGUGUCGAGUACCACAAGCUAAUCGUUUCGCACACGCGUGAUUCACCGAUUUUGAAAAAGCACAUGCCAAAGAAUGACUUUGAGGCCGCUUGUCGCGAGUGGGAGGAAACCUGUACCCGUUGUGAGACGAACGUUCGCAAGUUGGCCGAGAUGGCUGAUAAGAUUAGUAAACGGUACGAGUCAGUGCUAAAGCGGAGUCGGGAUGCACUGCGUCAUCCACUACUAUUGGCCCGCUCCGACACCGAACAGCAAACAACGGAUUACUUUGGAUUGAAAAGCGUCGAAGGACGCUACGAGCAAUCAAGGGCACGCAUUUUGGAGCGCAUCACCAACGAAAAGACGCACAUGGAUAUGGCCCAGGCCGUGUAUGAGUGUUUGAAGCGCCGAGAUGUAUUACUCCGAGAUCCAGCUUUUUUGGAGCUACAACAGCAACUGCUUGACAUUCGCAAAGAGAUGCAAGAAAUCGAAAAGGUGCUACAGAAGGUGGUGGAGCUGACGGAAAAGUUUAAACGAGAUUUAGCUCACCAAACGCUGCGGCAGCAGGAUGGAGUGUGGCAACUGUUCCAUAUGAAUUCCAGUGCCGUAAACGGAGUACCAUCUGUUGGCAAGAUGACAGAAUCGGUCCCGGAGCUCGAUCGAAUGAUGACGUCGCCUUCCAUAAGCAAUGGUGGGCCGAAAUUUCUUCUCGGAGGACCUAUAACUCCACUUCACGCGGCUCUCAGCAGCGAGGGAGGGGCGAUUGACGAGAAUCUCCUAUGCUUUGGCGAGGGUUCUGAUGUGAAUGAUUUGAUCUCGGCCAACGAAACGCUGAUAGUCACGACAAAUGAUCUGCUUUGUGAUAGUUUUACGAUGCUGAAUGGAGCAUAGGAAAAGGUUAAUGUACCGGAAUGCAUCUUUAAUGUGAAUUCUUCGUUCGAUAGAAUGUGCCUUGAACCAAAUGGUGCUAGCAGUGAAGGGUGUUUCGUGUUUUAAGUAAAACUUACCGUCAUAAUCGCACAGAUUGAAAUAUAUUGAAAAGUAUUUGUUGUUGAUUCGA
Messenger RNA from Anopheles aquasalis, 2778 nucleotides. It is a transcript of the gene IKKbeta, whose product is annotated as inhibitor of nuclear factor kappa B kinase subunit beta. The record is from RefSeq and is a predicted model, not a curated record. Gene Ontology annotation, biological process: positive regulation of transcription by RNA polymerase II; tumor necrosis factor-mediated signaling pathway; peptidyl-serine phosphorylation. Gene Ontology annotation, molecular function: ATP binding; IkappaB kinase activity. Gene Ontology annotation, cellular component: cytoplasm; IkappaB kinase complex. Lineage: Eukaryota; Metazoa; Arthropoda; Insecta; Diptera; Culicidae.